UUUUUUUCCCCAUAAAACAGAGAUUAUCUCCUCAAAAAGGAUUUAUAGACAAAUAUGCUUAGAACAGCCUUUAAGAGAGAAAAAAACACUCACUCAAUCGGCCAAUCAAAAGGCUCCUUUUCCUUAGCUGGUAAAAGGUUCUCUUUUUUUGGCCAAUCAGAAGGCUCAUUUCAUUUGGUCAAUCAGAAGGCUCCUUUUAAAAAGCUCCAGUUUUCUCCAUUAGCUCUAAUAUGAAAAUGAAAGGAGGAUUUUCAGAAGAAACACAAACUGCUCUGUUUUUAACCAGUCCUAAUGAAGAAAUUUUGGGCGUCACAAACAAAGAAAUUAUAUCAACGUAUUCAGCAGAGUCUUGUGGUUCUCGCAAGCUCCUCGUCAUGGAGAUAGCAGUUUAGGAACACCAUCAAGUCGUAGUUUGAGAAUUUCUUCCUCAGCUUAAAGUCUGCUUUAAUGCUGCGUUCCAGUUGUACUCCGAAGUUAGGAUUUCCAUCUCCAAGUCAAAUUUAUCUGGAACGCCCCCCUGAAGCCGGAUUUCUGACUCGGAAAGUCGGACAAUCCUAGUCAACCCCGAUUUGACGACAAAGUCAUAAUCCAAGAUAGCAGCGCAGCGCAUCAACAGUAAAAAGUAACAGUAAAAGCUCUUGUAAUGUAUUAUAUAUAAGAACUUCUGUUUUGUUUUUGUGAAAUUAGAUAAGUGCGUUGCGGCUUCUCUCUUUUUUUUUUUUUUUUUGCAUUCUUUUUUUAUUUGCAGCAGUGGCGGUCCUCGGCCACCGUAAAUUUGGCAUCAUAAAGUAAACACACCAACCCCAGAAUGCUCAAAUUCUCACUCUACUUGCACUGCAGCUGGUGUUUGACGCUAUCGCUACGUUUGUCCUCUGCAGCACCCGUAGCCUGCGACAUUGAGUGACGUAGCACCCGAGGAGGAGUUCCUGUUAAUCCAAACAUCGACGAAUUCAACAUUUAGAGCUAUUUAUCGAUAACAGAUUCGUUAUACUCGGAUAUACUUUAUCAUUUAUUAACGACAUGGCUGCUCAGAAGAUAAACGAAGCUCACGAGCACAUAGCUAAAGCUGAAAAAUGGUGAGUUAUAGUAAAAAAUAGUCUGUUUUCCUCAGUUUGAUUUACUGAUGUUAGCAGGCUAAUGUUAGAAAGGCCACUGUGGCAUUUUUAUACCAGAUAAAAUUGAGUAUUUAUCAAUUUAUGGAUUGGUUGUGAUGAGGUAUGACGGACAUAGAAUGGGCCACAUGUUUGUGUUGUUUUGUUGCUGAUAAUAAACCAGGAUCAUGCAGGUUAUUUUUUCUCGCUCUGGUCGUUAAUAAACUGCGAAAUCAUCCUGUUUUUGUAGCCUGAAGACGAGUCUGACAAAGUGGAAACCUGAUUUUGACAGUGCUGCUUCAGAAUACGCCAAAGCAGGUAAUAGAUUGAACAAGUAUUUACCUUCUAAUUGACAUUUUUACUACGUUACAUUGUGCUGACUGUCCACCUCUGUCCUGUUCCAGCUGUGUGCUUCAAAAAUGCGAAGCAGUACGAACAGGCGAAGGAUGCUUACCUGAAGGAAGCUGAAUAUCACACAGAAAACAAGACGUAUCCUCCCUUUACUUACAGGUGUAUACUGUGACAGUGCUGUUUUUGAGUAGUAGGUCAUUUUCUUAACUCACCCUGCAGACUCUUUCAUGCUGCAAAGUAAGUAUCUCGCGUUAUCACCCUACUGCGACACAUAUACACCCUAAAAAAAGAAUCUAUUUAUUCCAUCUUCCUCCCUUUCCCUUUUCCUCAGGGCUAUCGAGCAAGCAGGGAUGAUGAUGAAGGUGAGUUUCAUCCUCAGUGUAAACAUCAGCCUGAUAAACAGGUAGUUGUAGGUUAAGCCUGUGCAGCAGAUUGUAAUUUUGUCAUGUGUGCGCUGCAACAGGAGCAAAAGAAGAUGCCAGAGGCCAUCCAGUACAUAGAGAAAGCCUGUAUGAUGUACAUGGAGAAUGGGACCCCUGACACUGCCGCCAUGGCGCUGGACCGGGCUGGAAAGUAAGAAACGCCAUCUUGUGCUAGUGCUAUGAUCUGGCACUGUGCCUUUUUUUUUUUAAGCUUGGAAGAAAAUCAGCUCAAGCUCAUGGACAACUAAGGCAGAUUUUCUUUGAAUCUAAAACUCCUUUUCUGUCUUUUAUUCCAGACUAAUUGAGCCCAUAAACCUGGAGAAAGCCGUGGACCUGUAUCAGAAGGCAGCUGGAGUGUUUGAGGUCAAAUUCAGCUCCCAAAACUGCUCACAAAUCAUUUUACUAAACGUUGAUUUCUUCAUUUAAAUAUAAACUCGCUCUUUCUCUGUGCAGAACGAGGACCGCCUACGUCAGGCAGUUGAACUCCUAGGAAAAGCCUCCAGACUUCUGGUUAGAUUAAAAAGGUAAAAGAAGGAAAGGAUACAUCAUGACUACUUCCUCAUGCUGCCAAAAUAUAGUGGCUGUGUUUUGAUUUGUUGUGGAAUCCUUUCAAGAUGGUGUUUGUGCUGACUUAGAGAAAGAAAAAGCUGAGCAAUGGAGACAGAAUUUUCCCAUGAACAGAUUUGUAAAAGCAUAUGUCCUCAGAUCGGUCCAUCCUUUAUGAGUAUUGUUAUGAAUGCAGCUAGCGACAGUCCCCACUUGCCAGGAGUUGUGGUCGCUGCACCCAAAAGGUAAAAAAACAUACCCAAAAGAAAAGAAAGAAAAUCCUCCCCGACUGUGAGCUGAGUGGUCAGCUAGAGGCGAAUCAGUGACAGUGGUGCUUACCUUCUUCUUGCCCGCCGAGCCCGUUCUUCAGCUCCCAUGAGCUGCCAGCCCCGUCUGGUGGGUUUCGUUCAGGGUUUUAGGAUGGUGGAUAUAAAAAUACGCGGGCUAAACUCUGGUAUUAUGUCUUUUUGUUAUCUUAUGCGUCUGAUGUGCAAGCAAAAAUUGGUCUUCUCAGCAUCUCUGUCUUUGACUCCACAGUUACUGAGUUCCUGCUCUCUGUUCAGGUGUUCCCAAUUCCACAAUCAACAGGUCUUCAUACUAGGUGACAGGAAAUGACGUCUCCUUGUUGACCUGUGUCGCUGGGAUUUGUAGUCCUUAUUCCCCCAGGGUUUACCUGACAAAUGCAUAUGUACAACACUGCUGCACCUCUGUUUAACCAGCUCAUAGUUACAGGGAAAAGAAAAGUUAGAAAGAAAAGAUCCUAAACCUGUCCGUGACGGUAUUAAUCGACAUAUUUAAGUUCAAACACUUGGGUUACCUCAGAGAUGCUCAUCUCUCUCUGCGUUCAUGUUAAACUUCAGUAUUUGCUCCUCAUUAUUCCUCACUCAUCUGUUGUCUGCCUAUCCAGGUUGGAUGAAGCAGCAGUGGCCCUGCAGAAAGAGAAGAACAUGUACAAAGAGAUUGAAAACUUCCCUAUGUGCUUCAAGGUCAGCUACUUUGUCGCGCUUGUGAUGCUUGACUCCAGUGACUUCCAGUGUAGUUUGUAUUCUGUGCAUACCACUAAUAAAAAAGUGACGUUUUUGUUUUUCACUCUUUAGAAAACAACCGCUCAAGUGCUGAUCCAUCUUCAUCGGGGGGAUUACGUUGCAGCCGAUAAAUGUGUCAGAGAAAGUUACAGGUACGUUUCAUCACAUCCUGAGACCCUUUGAGACUGUAAACCUUAAACUGCGGAUCAUCACCUGAAGUCCCUCUCUGUCUCCAUCAGUCUGCCCGGCUACAGUGGGAGUGAAGACUGCGUUGCUAUGGAGACACUACUGCAGGGCUACGAUGAGCAGGACGAAGAUCAGGUGUAUCGGGUGUGCAACUCACCUUUACUGAAAUACAUGGACAAUGAUGUGAGUACUGUCUACACAUUUACCUCUCAGUGCACUGCAGGCACAUACACUCAGCAUAUUUAUAUGCUUGUGAUUGUGGAGGCAUUUUAAUUUUAAGAUCUUUCAUUAUAUUUUACAUUGUUUCUAACUUUAAAGAGGUCCUCAUCCCUGUUAUUACUGGUUUGAUUCCCAGCCAUAAACCUUUGCUGAAACUCUCCCACACUCUCUACUUCCUAUAUUUUCUGUUUCUCUUUAGCUUUCCUAUCCAUUAAAAGCAAAAGUGCCCACAAAUUAAAGUAUUUUCUUAAAGCUCCAGUAUUUAUCUUUAAAAAAAGACAUUCUGAAUUCAUUUUAACAUCAUCUGUAUAACAGGUUUUCAUCUACAGUAUAGGAAGAGCCGUCCAAAGCUGCAAUAACAAGGUGUCAACUAAUGCUGAGGUCUGACUACUCAGUACAUAAGAGGAUCAUAGAGCCAAAACUGUGAGCUGUUUCUUGACUGAAAAAAAAAGACAAAUAUCACAGAAAAAUCAAACAUGCUAGACUCUCUGUCUGGGAGUCAGGAGGCAGCCCAGACGUGGCUUUGAUUGUGGGUUACUGUAGACACGCUACAUGAGAGAAACCAAUUUGCUUUCAGAGCCGAUGGGUCCUGACACACUACAUCUGUCUGAUUGAGCUGUAAUAGUGCGGAAAUGGUGUAGACUGACCUCAGCAUUUGGUAGGAGUGAAGGAAAUGGUCUGUAUUAAACAUCAGGAAGCAGGAAAUUCAGACCUGUCACUGAUAAAGAGUGCUGUCGCUUUUUUUAGGUGCUGUUUGUCAUUGCUAUGUUAGUUUGUGGAUUGACCCGUAUUUAUGUAAUAUUAGGAUUGCUCAUAUAAACUGCUGUGAUUAAGGUAAGAGGUCUGAAUAGAGAGUGCCUAAGCUCUUUAAAAUCUAAGAUCUGAUGACACAUUCCACAUCUUUAUUCCCUACAGUACGCCAAGCUGGCUAUUUCCCUGCGGGUACCAGGAGGCGGAGGAAAGAAGAAGAAGGCGGCUGCCCCACAAGGGGGAGCCGGUGGGGCACCUGCACCUGCUGAAGAGGAGGAUGACUACGAGGGAGGACUGUGCUAGCCUUCAUUCCUGCAGAGUGCCGCCUCUAACCACCAAGACACCAUCUGUUAAAACCUUUAAGAACCCAGAUGUUUGGCUGUUUGAUCUCUCAUUGUGAAAAUAAAAGAAUAUAUAUUAUAAUUUAGAAAAACAGUUACUGUUGGUGUUGCAGAAAAGUCAACUCAAAUUGAAGCAGCCUUUUCAUUUGUGUUUAUUUGAGGUGGAUCCUCAGUGUAAUGACAAAUCUUAAUGUUGAAAAAUGUAUCAAAGCCUGUUGUUUGUACAUGUUUUAUUAUUUCUUGUCUCUGUGAAGCUGUAAAUGAUGCUGUUAUUGUCUGUGAGUAGUGUCUAAAAGCGGUGCAGGUAUAUUGAGAUCAUAAACACUCUAAAUAGUGCAUAUAUAGCUGAUAAGUUGAUGUAUAGGUGUUUAUUUGUACAGAGUUAAUUUAUUCAGUAUUCAUGGCUCGGCCUGUUGAAACAUGACUGGAAAAAUAUGCAAUCAGCUUGUAAAUGCAUGUUUGGAAAAACUCUACACUUAUCUGAUUCAAGGUUCUGAAUCUACGAAUAUUAAAGCAGAGAAAUAAUUGGCAGUGUUGUCCUCAGCUUCAGCUCUUAUUCAACAAGUCAAGCAAAUGACAGUGAAACUCCUGAUUUCAGACUGUUUCCAUUUGUCUACCUCGGGGUUUGUUGAUUUACACCUUAAUCUACAAAUUAAUUAUGCCUGUGUCUUUAUAUCCAAUUUUCAUAGUAUAAUCCUAUGAUUAAAGGGACUGUGUGGAGAUGUUCCCAGUGCAUUUUCCCUUUUAAGAGUACUUUGUAAAUGCUGAUUUGGUGUGUUUGUGAUUUUCUUUUUGCUCAGAAAUCCUCCACUAAGCUAAGAUCAAUUACACACCAGUUUAAAGACGGGUUAUGUCGCCACAUUAUUAAAGGUUAUAAAGGGAUUGUUUAUUUUUUUCUGCUGUCGCCCACUUCCUGAAUAUUCCUUGAAAGCAUAUCUUCAAACACUGCACAUGUAUCAAUAAACAUUUCCAGUGUGUGGCA
Molecule: messenger RNA, 5913 nt
Organism: Xyrichtys novacula (pearly razorfish)
Lineage: Eukaryota; Metazoa; Chordata; Actinopteri; Labriformes; Labridae
Source: the annotation of a GenBank genome assembly